Molecule: messenger RNA, 1142 nt
Organism: Corticium candelabrum
Lineage: Eukaryota; Metazoa; Porifera; Homoscleromorpha; Homosclerophorida; Plakinidae
Product: nmrA-like family domain-containing protein 1
Exons: 2
Coding region: 100-1002 (300 amino acids)
Cellular component (GO): nucleus
Source: RefSeq, a predicted model, not a curated record
UUCAGUUGACUUGCAGCAACGUGUUGGUCUACUGUACUGUACUGUACACUUUUUUUCGACUGAUCUACAAGGACGAACGUCAUCAUUCUGUGCAUCAUCAUGUCCAAUCCUCUGAUUACCGUUUUUGGUGCAACCGGUGAACAAGGUGGUUCAGUCGCUCGUUCUCUGUUACAAAAAGGAGGAUGGAGAGUGCGUGGAGUCACUCGAAACCCUGACUCUGAUAAGGCCAAAGCACUCAAAGCUCUAGGAAUUGAAGUGGUGAAGGCAUCCCUUGAUGACAAGGCAAGCGUAAAGGAGGCUAUACGUGGCUCACACGGAGUCUUCCUUGUCACUAAUUUUUGGGAGCUCUUGGACGCUGCACGUGAAACAAAGCAAGGCAAAGAUGCAGCAGAUGCCUGUGUGGAAGAAGGAGUGAAGCACUUGAUCUAUAGCGGUCUGUCUCCUGCUAAGAAACUGUCAGGAUUAUCUGUGCCUCACUUUGAUGCUAAAGCUGAGGUCGAGGACUAUCUUCCUACCAUUGGAAUUCCCUACACAAGCGUGCGCUAUCCUUUCUAUUAUGAGAAUUUGUCUGGAGGAAUGGGAAUGACUCAGAAGCAAGAAGAUGGAAGCUUCUUAGUCAUUAUCCCAAUGGAGACACAUCCUCUGUAUGCCAUGUCUGUUGCAGACGGUGGACCAGCUGUGGCAGAAAUUUUUAAAAAUCGAGAUGAGUACAUUGGGAAGUUAGUUGGACUGGCAGCCGACUACAAGCCUGUUGGUCACUAUACAGACAUGAUCACCAAACAUACAACAAAAACAGUCAAACAUGCUGAUAAACUGACGAGUGAUGAGUUUGCUGCUUUUGGCUUUCCAGCAGCCGAUGAAAUAGCAAACAUGUUCAGAUAUUUCCAGACUGAUCAUUUCCAUCGUCUGAAGGAUGUCGCUCUAACUAAGAAACUGAAUCCUUGUGCUCAGUCAUUCGAAGAUUGGGUGAAGGCAAAUAAAGAGAGAUUUGAGAGCAUGUGAUUGCAUGUUUUGUGUUAGAACAUUGAACACUAAAUGCUUGUUGUGCUAGUUGUAAUCACUUUACUGUCUACAUGUUAUAUUACUUAAUUGAGUUGGAAUGGCUUUGUUCUUGGAAUACAAACAGGUACUUGUCUCUAUCA